This is a messenger RNA of Notolabrus celidotus (New Zealand spotty), 2440 nucleotides long. It is a transcript of the gene slc2a15b, whose product is annotated as solute carrier family 2 member 15b. Bases 171 to 1721 code for a protein of 516 amino acids. Lineage: Eukaryota; Metazoa; Chordata; Actinopteri; Labriformes; Labridae. The record is from RefSeq and is a predicted model, not a curated record. Gene Ontology annotation, biological process: monosaccharide transmembrane transport. Gene Ontology annotation, cellular component: membrane. The transcript is spliced from 12 exons. Gene Ontology annotation, molecular function: hexose transmembrane transporter activity.
UUGUUAAUUCCACCCAUCAACAGAACAAGCCUCCUCCCCUCCGCACGCGCAUGGUUGAAAGCUACAAAUGGAGAUGUUGAGCAUAGUGAAUUGUGAGAAAAGUUGUGAAUGACCUGUCUGUCAUCUCAAAAGACCUGUGCACAUACGGGGAGUAAUUAUUCAUGACAUAAAUGGCGGAGGAACUAUUAGUGGAAAAACCUGCAACGCUCAGCACGCAUCUUACCAAGUCACUGCUGGCAGUGGCUUUUCUGUCCUCAUUUGGAAGCUCCAUGCUCUAUGGCUACAAUUUGGCAGUUGUGAACUCUCCAGCAGAGUACAUCAAAGACUUCUACAAUGAGACACUGGUGGAAAUGUACGACUACUCUCCAGAUGAAGAGGUCCUUACCCUCCUGUACUCCGUCACCGUCUCCAUCUUUGCGAUUGGUGGGAUGUGCGGCGCUCUGCUGGUGGGCAAACUUGUUACCAAAUAUGGAAGGAAAGGGACGCUGGUGAGAGCCUCUGUGCUGGUGUUUAUCGGAGCGCUGAUGAUGGGCUUCAGCAGAGGCUGCAGGAUGCCCGCCAUGGUCAUUUUUGGACGCUUCAUCACAGGAGUACACUCAGGUAUCUCUCUCAGUGUGGUGCCCAUGUACCUCGGUGAGAUUGCCCCCAAAAACCUGCGAGGCUUCCUGGGCCUUGUUCCCAGCAUUCACAUAUGUCUUGGAGUCUUUUGCGCUCAGGUCCUAGGACUCCAUGAGCUGCUGGGAAAGGAGGAGCACUGGCCUCUGCUUCUGUCCCUCAUAGUGUUUCCUACCCUGGUCCAGCUGAUGCUGCUGCCCUGGUUUCCAGAGAGUCCACGGUACUUGUUGAUAGAGAAAGGAAAUGUUCAUGCCACCAUUGCAGCGCUGAAGUGGUUUAGAACUAAAGGAAACAUCCAGGCCGAGGUCGAGGAGAUGCAGGAGGAGCAGCGCUCUCUGUCUUCCGUUGAAACGGUCUCUGUUCGCGGCCUGCUCACAGACCCCUGCGUCCGCUGGCAGGUCAUCACCAUUUCAGUGGUCAACGUCGGCAUGCAGCUGUCCGGCAUUGAUGCAAUCUGGUUUUACACCAAUGAAAUAUUUAAGAAUGCGGGAAUCCCAGAACCUUCUAUUCAGUACACCACCGUGGGAACUGGUGCCAUCGAGGUCAUCUCGGGGAUGUUGGGGUGUUUCACUAUUGAGCGUCUGGGCAGAAGGCCUCUGAUGAUUGGCGGCUUCCUCUUCAUGGCAUUCUGCUGUUGUGGGAUCACAGUGUCCAUCCUUUACCAGACGCAUCUGCCCUUCAUGCGCUACAUCAGUGUUGGCUGCGUCAUUGGGAUCAUUGCUGGCUUCUGCAUCGGUCCAGCCGGUGUUCCUUUUCUGCUCACUGCAGAGCUCUUUAAGCAGUCACACAGACCAGCUGCCUACACUGUGGCCGGCUGCCUCAACUGGUUGUCAAACUUCACCAUCGGCUUUGUCUUCCCCUUCCUUGAGAUUGCUACAGGUCCUUACUGUUACCUGAUCUUCUGUGCGAUCUGUUUGGGAGUGGCUCUAUACACCAUCUUCAUUAUUCCUGAGACCAGGAACAAAACCUUUAUGGAGAUCAGCCAGAUGUUUGCUACCAAGAACGACAUCCUGAAGGAGGAGUUGACUUCCAAUGGUAUUGUUAAAUUGGCUAUGAUGAACGGCUAUGGAACCCUUGAAGAGAAAAAAGAGGAAGGCAAGAGAUAAAUGAUGCCCUCCUGUCUCAGUGUGCCUUAUUGGGUCCUAGUGACUGCUGGUGCUGUCGCAGAGAUCAGGUAGAACUUUUGUUACCACGGGAGCAUCUGCAGCUCCAUAUCACAACUCCGAAUACCAAUGCAUCUCCUCCAACAGUAGUCUCUUUCUCCACACAACACUGUACCUGUUUCAACUUUAUCCACAGUGGACAUGUUGCUGCUGAACAACAUUUGAGACCGAAGUCAUGCGUGAGACACAUGGUCGUGCGUUUCAAAUCAACCAUCAGUGACAUUUUAAUCAGUUUCUCUGCAUCUUAAAAAAAUUCUAUGGGAGCCAAGUCUGUUCAUGAGAGGUGUUUAAUCUCUGGAUUACCUUCACUUUGUGUGAACACAUCCCAUGAUCUCUUUAUAAAAGCCAUUAUUGAAUCCUUUCAUUGUUUUAUUCAAUGUGACUUUAUCUAGUGACGAUAACACCAUCUCUCAAGCGGUCCAGCCUCACCCGUCACUUACUGUUCCACAUUCUUCAUGUUUACAAUGUUAAGCCCAAAUUGAAUAGCCUGGCAAAGAACUUGAGCUUGUGUUUGUUUUGUUUUUGCUGUCUAUCAGAUUGUUGUUUAGAGACUCUUUUUAUGUAAGAGAGCUGGAUAUCAACGGCUACUGUAGUAGUCAUGUCACACGUCCUGUCCAGGUAUAUGUGCGUGUAUGUAAAGCUUAUUAAAGAGUUUUUAUUUA